GUAAGUACAUGCCGUCCCAGAUCCUCCUGCUCAUUCUCACAACGCACACACUCCCUCUUUCUCUCUCCGCACUUUCUCUCUCUACACUUUCUCUCUCUUAAAAUGCAGUACAACAACCUCGGCCGUUCAGGCCUCAAAGUGAGCCAACUCUCCUACGGCGCAUGGGUCAGCUUCGGCAACCAACUCGACGUCAAGGACGCCAAAUCCCUCCUCCAAUGCUGCCGAGACAACGGCGUGAACUUCUUCGACAACGCCGAGGUCUACGCCAACGGCCGAGCCGAGGAGAUCAUGGGCCAAGCCAUCCGCGAGCUGGGCUGGAAGCGGUCGGACAUCGUCGUCUCGACCAAGAUCUUCUGGGGCGGACCCGGACCCAACGACAAGGGUUUGUCUCGGAAGCACAUAAUCGAAGGCACGAAGGCGUCGCUGAAGAGGCUGGACAUGGAGUAUGUGGACUUGAUCUAUUGCCACCGACCCGAUUCGUCGACGCCGAUCGAAGAGACGGUGAGGGCCAUGAAUUACGUGAUUGAUCAUGGGUGGGCGUUCUAUUGGGGGACCAGUGAGUGGUCGGCGCAGCAGAUCACGGAGGCGUGGGGUGUGGCUCAGAGAUUGGAUCUUAUUGGGCCGAUUGUGGAGCAACCCGAAUACAAUUUGUUGUCUAGGCACAAGGUUGAGUCAGAGUAUCUCCCCCUGUACAGUAAUUAUGGCAUAGGUCUUACCACAUGGAGUCCGCUUGCAUCUGGAGUUCUGACUGGGAAAUAUAAUUCAGGAAACAUUCCACCUGAUAGUCGGUUUGCUCUAGAAAAUUACAAGAAUCUUGCUAGCCGAUCUCUGGUGGAGGAUGUCCUGAAGAAGGUUAAUGGACUAAAACCAAUUGCUGAAGAACUGGGGGUGCCUUUAGCUCAACUUGCCAUUGCAUGGUGUGCAGCAAAUCCUAAUGUCUCAUCCGUUAUUACUGGUGCCACUAAGGAGUCUCAGAUUCAAGAGAAUAUGAAGGCUGUCAAUGUCAUUCCAAUGUUGACACCUGCUGUGAUGGAGAAGAUUGAGGCUGUUGUUCAAAGCAAACCAAAGCGCCCCGACUCGUAUAGGUAAAACACAGGAUGUAAUUCCAUUUUUAGCUUGCAGUGAAUGUGGCUUUUUUGUACCACAAUGCAGGCAGGGAGGACACACGAUUCUAUUGUGUCUUUGAUUUGAUGGUUGUUUAUUUUCCGUGUCAUUUGUGGACUUUUGCCCGUGAAAUUUGGAUAUUUCGAAAAUUUUCAUCUGUCUUUUUUUUUUUUUUUUUUUUUGGGAGUUUGAUAGGUGGCAAUGCAUUGACUAAUUGUCCACAAUGUAGUUGGAGUCAUAGAAGUGUGAUACUGUGAUGUGAUUUGGUUUUUACAUUUCUUCCAUCUCUUCUUAAUAUAGUAUUUAGUCUUUUUCUUUUUCUUUUU
Messenger RNA from Cornus florida, 1430 nucleotides. RefSeq names its product probable voltage-gated potassium channel subunit beta. The transcript is spliced from 4 exons. The record is from RefSeq and is a predicted model, not a curated record. Bases 103 to 1089 code for a protein of 328 amino acids. NCBI's taxonomy places the organism in Eukaryota, Viridiplantae, Streptophyta, Magnoliopsida, Cornales, Cornaceae.